AUGGAGACUUCUCUGAGGUAUACGUGCAAUUCAAAGUCUUUGAAAAUCCAUGCGAAGGAGAAGCUUCCCGUGAAUUCGAGAACCCAUUUGCAGCUUCAUGGAGAGCUAGAUACUGGAACCGGAGCACCGAGUUACUUCUGUGCGAUGAUUAGACACUUAUUCCCUGAGGCAGCAACAGGCCUAGGAGUUGGAUUCCGUUAUGAUAAGCGCCAAAAGCUUCGGUGUCAUGUGCGUGGUAAAAAAGAGUUUCCUGUGAGAGAUGAUAAGAGUGUCACCUUCAAUGUGAAAGGCCGGUGUGAUUUUGAUCAAGACUUCAAUCAGAGGAACCCUAUAGGAGCUGCAGAAUUUGCCUGGAACAUAAUGAAUUUUAAGGAAGAUCAGGAUGUAAGGAUCAAAGUUGGCUACGAAAUGUUUGAUAAGGUUCCUUAUAUGCAGAUUAGAGAAAACAAUUGGACUCUUAACGCCAACAUGAAGGGAAAAUGGAACUUGAAGUUUGACCUGUAACUGCAUUUUUAAUAUUCAUCAUCAUCGUCUUGAGAAGUGUAUUAGUACUACUAUGGAUAAAGCACACUUUGAUUCUAUCCAUUAAUCAAAUUCAUAGAUCUUCCAAAUCAUCUC
Messenger RNA from Eruca vesicaria subsp. sativa (arugula), 618 nucleotides. The record is from the annotation of a GenBank genome assembly. NCBI's taxonomy places the organism in Eukaryota, Viridiplantae, Streptophyta, Magnoliopsida, Brassicales, Brassicaceae.